UUUUAAAAGAGCUCGAGCUCCGACAGCGCUUCACUCCGCUGUAGAGAGAGAGAGAGAGAGAGAGAGAGUGAGUGAGUGAGUGAGUGAGUGAGUGAGUGAUGUCUAAAGAGCCGGAGGCCGGAGGGAGGGAGAUCAUGGAGAGGGAGAUCAUAGGGAGGGAGAUCAUGGAGAGGGAGAUCAUGGAGAGGGAGAUCAUGGAGAGGGAGAUCAUGGAGAGGGAGAUCAUGGAGGCCAAGCUGCUGUGGAACCCGGACUCCAAGAACAACACGCACAUGGACCGGUUCCGGGCUCAGGUGACCCGGGACUAUGGGCUUAACCUGGGUGAGUGCGCGAGAGUGAAUUAUAAUGAGCUGUAUCAGUGGUCAGUGGAGAAUUAUGCUGAUUUCUGGGCAGAAGUUUGGAAGUUCUGUGGUAUCUCCUGCUCACAGAUGUAUGAGGAGGUGGUGGAUGUGUCUAAGAGGAUCUCGGAUGUUCCUGAGUGGUUCCGAGGCAGCAGAUUAAACUACACUGAGAAUCUUCUCAAACACACAGAUCAGGAGAAGGUGGCGCUGUACGCUGCAGCUGAAGGAAGAGAAGAAAUCAUGAAGGUGACGUUUGGAGAACUGAGGCGUGAAGUUGCUCGCUUUGCUGCCUCAAUGAGGAAGAUGGGCAUUAAAGCAGGAGACAGAGUUGUAGGUUAUCUGCCUAAUUGUGUUCAUGCGGUCGAGGUGAUGUUGGCUGCAGCGAGUAUCGGGGCGAUUUGGAGUUCCACGUCUCCGGACUUCGGGGUUAACGGAGUGUUAGACAGGUUCUCUCAGAUCCAGCCGAAGUUGAUCUUCUCUGUAGCUGCAGUGGUGUAUAACGGCAAACAACACGACCACAUGGACAAGCUGCAGAGAGUCGUUAAAGGUCUUCCUGAUCUAAAGAAGGUUGUUGUCAUUCCUUAUGUUCGUUCCAAAGGGGAGAUAGACCUGUCCAAGAUUCCUAAUAGUGUGUUCCUGGAGGAGUUUCUGGCCAUGGGAAUGGAGGGAGAUCAGGAUCCUCAGUUGGAGUUUGAGCAGCUUCCAUUUUCUCAUCCUCUGUUCAUCAUGUACUCCUCCGGCACCACAGGGGCGCCCAAGUGCAUGGUGCACUCUGCAGGGGGGACUCUGAUUCAGCACCUUAAAGAACACAUUCUCCACGGCAACAUGACGAGCAAUGAUGUCAUCAUCUACUACACUACAACGGGGUGGAUGAUGUGGAACUGGUUGGUGUCGUCUCUGGCUGUUGGAGCAUCGGUGGUUCUGUAUGAUGGUUCUCCUCUGGUUCCGACACCUGAUGUUCUGUGGAACCUGGUGGACCAGCUCGGAAUCACGAUCUUCGGUACAGGAGCAAAAUGGCUGUCUGUCCUGGAGGAGAGGAACCUGAAACCAGCUGACACACACAGUCUGCAGAGUUUACACACCAUCCUGUCGACCGGGUCGCCGUUAAAGCCACAGAGUUACGAGUAUGUUUACAACUGCAUCAAACACAACGUUCUGCUCGGCUCCAUCUCAGGUGGGACAGACAUCAUCUCGUGCUUCAUGGGGCAGAACCUCACUGUUCCUGUGUACAAAGGAGAGAUCCAGGCGAGGAACCUGGGUAUGGCUGUGGAGGCCUGGAGUCCUGAAGGUAAAGCGGUGUGGGGUGAGAGUGGGGAAUUGGUGUGUUUGAAGCCGAUCCCGUGUCAGCCCACUCACUUCUGGAAUGAUGAUAACGGCAACAAAUACCGCAAAGCAUAUUUCUCUACUUUCCAAGGAGUGUGGGCUCAUGGUGAUUACUGCAAGAUCAACCCAAAGACAGGAGGAAUCGUGAUGCUGGGGAGAAGUGACGGGACGCUGAACCCGAACGGCGUGCGCUUCGGGAGCUCGGAAAUCUACAACAUCGUGGAGGCGUUUGAGGAGGUGUGUGACAGUGUGUGUGUUCCUCAGUAUAACUCUGAUGGAGAGGAGCGAGUCAUUCUCUUCCUGAAACUGGUGCAGAAUGAAACCUUCAGCGCCGAGCUGGUGGCAAAAAUCCGCAGCGCGAUCAGAGCGUCCCUGUCGGCUCGCCACGUCCCCACCAUCAUCCUGCAGACUAAAGACAUCCCGUACACAAUCAGUGGGAAGAAGGUGGAGGUGGCAGUGAAGCAGGUGAUUGCAGGUAAGGAGGUGAGUCAGCGUGGUGCGUUCUCCAACCCUGAGUCUCUGGAUCUCUAUAAGAACAUACCUGAGCUGCAGAACUUCUAACCAACCUGCUGCUGGAGCUUCAGCACCUUCUGUAGCCCACGGACCCCUGAUGGAUGAACAGAACCUCUGAGAAUGUUUGAAAUCAUAAUGAACUUCAGAUCUACGGAACUCCUGAUGGAACUCCAGAUGGUCUUUUUGAUCUUCUGAUACAUGUUGAAAAAACCCCUGCAGGUUCGAUAUCUCACUGACCCCUGGAGUGCUGGCAAAAUGGAAACAGUCAUCAGGAGUCACAUGACCACAAUUGACAUCCUCAGGAGUCACAUGACCACGAGUUACCUUCCAAACCAGAAAAUAAAACCAGUAAAAUUUGAUGACAUCUGUUCAUUUAACUGAAGUGACCAAUAAGAGUGGAAAUGCUUUAUUAAAGCUGAGUACUAACCACACCCCUUAUGACCCCACCCUUUAUCAUCACCCCACCUCUAAACUUAAUGGUGAAGUUUAACAUUACAGUUGGAGCUGCAGAAAUUCUUUCUGUUGUUAUUACUAAUUAAUGAGCUACAAUGUAUUGUUAUUAAGAUAAGAAAACUAACCACACCCCCUGACUGUAGCUCCACCCUCACUGUCAUUCUGCCCUAAUCUUAGCUCCACCCCAACCCUAAACUUUUUUUACUAUAACUUGCCCCUCAUCCUAAUCUCACACAUUAUCCCUGAUUAUAACCCCACCUCUAAGUAAAACCCCACCCAUAAUCUUAAACCCUCAUGAAUAAUAUCCCCAUCCCAUAAUCCUAACUCUACCCACAGUCUAAACCACACCCAUAUUCUUAAUCCGACUAACUCUAACUCCACGCUCCCUAACUCUACCUAUGGUCUUGACCCCGCCCCUCAGCUGCUCAGCUCUGUGGUGUAAACAAUGAAUUUAAAAUUAUUUACAAAGAAAAUUGGACUUUAAGGAAAUCUAUUUCAUAUCCAGUCCGUAAAACAGGAUUUUCCCAUAAUUCCUUGUGUGAGAGAUUUAAUCACACACAUUCCUGCGCAGUCCGUUAGAGAAGCUCAUUACUUUUACUACACAUUUAAAUAAUAAGUGGAGGAAUGUUUAUAAGUGAUUUAGUUUCUGUAACAGUGUUGUAUUUAUAGUUGAUGUAAAUGUUUUAAUGUAAAAUUCUAAAGUUUCUGUUCAGAAAUAAUUUUAUUGCAGUGUUACACAAACUUUUAUC
Messenger RNA from Neoarius graeffei (lesser salmon catfish), 3379 nucleotides. RefSeq names its product acetoacetyl-CoA synthetase (gene aacs). The coding region runs from base 99 to 2225 and encodes 708 amino acids. Gene Ontology annotation, cellular component: cytosol. The transcript is spliced from 18 exons. The record is from RefSeq and is a predicted model, not a curated record. Gene Ontology annotation, biological process: positive regulation of insulin secretion; lipid metabolic process. Gene Ontology annotation, molecular function: acetoacetate-CoA ligase activity. NCBI's taxonomy places the organism in Eukaryota, Metazoa, Chordata, Actinopteri, Siluriformes, Ariidae.